This is a messenger RNA of Lathyrus sativus (Indian pea), 1749 nucleotides long. The record is from the annotation of a GenBank genome assembly. NCBI's taxonomy places the organism in Eukaryota, Viridiplantae, Streptophyta, Magnoliopsida, Fabales, Fabaceae.
AUGGGUCUAGUUUUUUGGUUAUGGAGGCUAACUCUUGUCUCUCUUGCUGCCAUUCUCUUGUCUCCUCCUAAACACUGUGCAUCUCAAAAAGGUAGAAAAUAUCCAUUUAUGCAAAAUGCUGCAUCAGCACCAAGUGUAUCAUACUAUGAUUACAUCAUAGUUGGUGGAGGAACUGCAGGGUGUCCUUUAGCUGCGACACUGUCCCAAAACCAUACUGUUUUGUUGCUUGAACGUGGUGGAUCACCUUAUGGAAACCCUAAUAUAACAAAUUUAAGUGCCUUUGGUGUUCCACUUGCUGAUACAUCUCCUUCCUCUCCUGCUCAACGGUUUGUUUCUGAAGAUGGCGUUAUCAACUCAAGAGCUCGUGUUCUCGGCGGUGGAUCAUGUUUGAAUGCAGGUUUCUAUACUCGAGCAAGUCCUCAGUACGUAAGAGAAGUUGGUUGGGAUGGAAAACUAGUGAAUGAGUCAUACAGAUGGGUGGAGAGAGUGGUGGCGUUUCAACCUCGUAUGCGACAAUGGCAAUCGGCGGUAAGGGAUGGAUUGUUGGAAAUAGGGGUGUUGCCCUACAAUGGUUUUACUUAUGAUCAUCUUUAUGGGACUAAGGUUGGAGGUUCAAUUUUUGACCAAAAUGGUCAUAGACAUACUGCAGCUGAUCUUCUGGAAUAUGCCAACACAAACACAUUUACUCUUGUUUUGCAUGCCGUUGUUCAUAGGAUCUUGUUUACAACUAAAAAAGGUGGAUCAAAUUCAAGGCCAGUUGCACAUGGAGUUGUAUUCAAAGAUGAUCAUGGAAGAGAACACAGGGCAUACUUGAAACAUGGGAGUAGAAAUGAGAUCAUAGUGUCAGCUGGAGCACUAGGUAGCCCACAACUUCUAAUGUUGAGUGGAAUUGGAGCAGCGCAUCAUCUUAGGGAACACAACAUCAGUUUAGUAUUGGAUCAACCUUUGGUAGGACAAGGAAUGUCUGAUAACCCAAUGAACGCAAUUUUUGUCCCGUCUCCUGCUCCCGUGGAGGUCUCCCUCAUUGAAGUCGUUGGCAUUACCAACUUUGGAAGCUACAUUGAAGCUGCUAGCGGUGAAAACUUCAACCGCCGUUCUCGAAGAGACUUCGGAAUGUUUUCUCCUAAGAUUGGGCAAUUUUCGAAGUUGCCACCAAAGCAAAGGACCCCAGAGGCUAUAGCAAAAGCAAUAGAGAGAAUGGAGAGCCUAGACCAAGAUGCUUUCAAAGGUGGAUUCUUUCUAGAAAAAAUAAUGGGACCAAUUUCAAGAGGUCAUUUGGAGCUUCAAAACACUGAUCCAAAUGAGAACCCUAUAGUAACCUUUAACUACUUCCAAGAUCCAAGAGACUUAGAAAUGUGCAUACAAGGAAUCACCACCAUUGAGAGAAUAAUAGACUCAAAGGCUUUUUCACCAUUUAAGUACAAUAACAUGCCGGUUUCUAUGUUGCUUAACAUGACAGCGAAUUCGCCCGUAAAUUUAUUGCCUAAACACACAAAUACUUCAAUGUCCUUGGCACAGUUUUGUAGAGACACUGUCAUGACUAUAUGGCAUUAUCAUGGUGGAUGCCAAGUUGGAAGGGUUGUUGAUAGUGAUUUUAAAGUUCUUGGUGUCGACGCGUUGCGCGUGAUAGACGGUUCUACGUUUAAUUAUUCUCCUGGAACUAAUCCUCAAGCAACUGUUAUGAUGCUUGGAAGGUAUAUGGGAGUCAAAAUAUUGAGAGAGAGACUUGUUGCUCAUGAAACCAAAUAA